Messenger RNA from Pelobates fuscus (common spadefoot toad), 3826 nucleotides. RefSeq names its product transmembrane serine protease 9 (gene TMPRSS9). NCBI's taxonomy places the organism in Eukaryota, Metazoa, Chordata, Amphibia, Anura, Pelobatidae. The record is from RefSeq and is a predicted model, not a curated record. The transcript is spliced from 20 exons. Gene Ontology annotation, biological process: proteolysis. Gene Ontology annotation, molecular function: serine-type endopeptidase activity; protein binding. The coding region runs from base 103 to 3564 and encodes 1153 amino acids.
GGUACGUUUAUGGGACAUAGCUGUGAUAUAGAGACCAGUCCUCGUGGGAUACAGAAGGAGGCUGCAUAGUGCAGUCACUCUCAGGAUAGAUCUACUGCUACCAUGGAAGGUCACAGCGUGUUGGACACAGAGCCUGUGCUGGGCACAGACAAGGUGAAGUUUACAGAGACAGCAUGUUGCCGGUGGACAGUGGUUUCUCUAAUGCUUGGAAGCAUCACAAUCAGCAUCACAACUGGAUUAUUAAUAAUGUAUUUAACAACUCAGAGCCUCACUGUGGUACAUACGUUGGAGGUACAAGGACUUCAUUUUGAUGCCAGUUUACAGAAUAGCACCUCUACGUACUACCGAACAUUAACCACUACAUUGCAGAGACUGUUGAAAUCCAGUUUUGAGGAUACAAUUCUCAAAGACAGCUAUGCAGGACUUACAAUUGUACAGUACAGCAGGGGGAACAGUAGUAUAAUCGCCCAUCUCAGGAUGAAGUUUCUGGAUUCUGCCCGCCACAAGAGCCAUGAUCAGAUUGAAGACAUUCUCAGACAAGGCCUUACGUCAUUGUUAAAUGGACACCCCAUUCCGGUUUCCAGUUAUGGGAACAUCUCUUCUGUUGUGUUGGCUGAUAACCGAGGACUGUCCUUCUACUCCAUUGGCCUUAAAUCAGGAAGUUGCCCAUCUCAUGUCUUCUCCUGCAAAAAUACGCAGUGCAUCGUAAAACAAAACCCAGAGUGUGACAAUCUCCAGGACUGCAAAGAUGGCUCAGAUGAAACAAAGUGCAACUGUGGUACGCGGCCUGCCAUGCAGAAAGCCAAUCGGAUAGUUGGUGGAUCAGAUGCUGCUAAGGGCGAGUUUCCAUGGCAGGUUAGCCUACGGGAGAACAAUGAGCACUUCUGUGGAGCCACCAUAAUUAGUGAGAAGUGGCUGGUGUCUGCAGCUCACUGCUUCAACGACUUCCAGGAUCCGGCUGUGUGGGUGGCCUACAUAGGUACUACUUUCUUGAGUGGUUCGGACAGUGGCACUGUCAAAACAUCUAUUAAAACCAUCAUCAAGCACCCCUUGUAUGAUCCCGACACGGCUGACUACGAUGUGGCUGUACUGGAACUGGAUUCCCCUCUGAAGUUCAACAAGUUUACCCAGCCGGUCUGUCUCCCAGCUUCCACACAUAUCUUCACCGUGGGCAAGAAGUGCAUCAUCACUGGUUGGGGAUACCUCAAAGAGGACAACCUUGUGAAGCCUGAAGUUCUACAGAAAGCUACGGUGGCGCUCAUGGAUCAGACAUUGUGUAAUAGCUUAUACAGCCAUGUGGUGACUGACAGGAUGCUAUGCGCUGGAUAUCUGGAGGGAAGGGUUGAUUCCUGUCAGGGUGAUUCAGGAGGUCCACUGGUUUGUGAAGAGGCAUCCGGGAAGUUUUUCUUGGCUGGCAUUGUGAGCUGGGGUGUAGGAUGUGCGGAGGCCAGGAGACCCGGGGUCUAUGUCAGAGUGAGCAAAGUCAGAAACUGGAUUGUGGAAGUCAUUUCGGCGUCUCUGCCACAAGAUCAACAUACAAGCUCGGCCACCACCAUGAGCAGCGCGAAGAAGACCACGAACGCCAAAGUUACCACCGCUCGGCCAUUCACUAAACAAACAACCACUAAGGCCAAGCCAGCCACUAGUACCAUAUCAGUUAAACCAACGCAAAAACCUCUCAGCACUGCCAAACCUCAAGAAUGUGGAGGUCGUCCUGGCCUCACAAAACCCAACAAAAUAGUGGGGGGACUGGACGCUGUCAGAGGAGAAGUCCCAUGGCAAGCAAGCCUAAAAGAAGGCCCACGCCAUUUCUGUGGUGCUACAAUAAUUGGUGAUCGAUGGCUGGUUUCUGCUGCUCACUGCUUCAACCAGACAAAGUUAGACCAGGUGACUGCACAUAUGGGGUCUACAGCACUAAACGGAGCUGACGCAAUGGCUGUGAAGAUCGGUUUAAAGAGGGUGGUCCAGCAUCCACAUUUUAAUCCUCUGACGUUAGAUUUUGAUGUUGCUGUGGUAGAACUUGUCAGUCCCCUAACCUUCAAUAAGUUUGUCCAGCCAGUGUGCCUCCCCUCUGCCCUUCAGAAGUUUCCUGCUGGAUGGAAGUGUAUGAUCUCUGGAUGGGGGAACAUAAAAGAAGGCAAUGUUUCCAAGCCUGAGGUCCUACAGAAGGCUUCUGUCGGUAUCAUUGACCAGAAAAUCUGCAGCAUACUUUACAACUUCUCCAUCACCGAUCGGAUGAUUUGUGCAGGAUUUCUAGAUGGAAAGGUGGAUUCUUGUCAGGGAGACUCCGGGGGACCUUUGGCUUGUGAAGAAAGUCCAGGAAUCUUUUUCUUGGCUGGUAUAGUGAGCUGGGGAGUUGGAUGUGCCCAAGCAAAGAAACCUGGUGUUUAUAGUCGGGUCACCAAACUGAAAGACUGGAUAUUGGACACUGUAGCUCCUGUCUUGAGAACGACUGACAGUGGCAUGAACCUUCCCAGAUCUUCUGUACCACCAAGGACCACCAGCACAGCCAGGCCAUCUACCCUAAAACCACCAACUUCCAUUGGCCAAAGAACCACUACUGCACCCAGGACUACAAUGUCACAAACCAAAAGCACAAGGAGCACCCCAAAGUCUUCUACAACUAAAGGCACCAGUAAAAAGACAACUACUCCAAAGACGAGCACCACAGCACCACGCAUCACUGAGCCAGCCAAACCUACUCAAAGGCCAGUGCCAUGUACGACUGCCACAUAUAAGUGCUCCAACAGAGUCUGCAUCAGCAAAUCCAACCCAGAGUGUGAUGGAAUCCCUGACUGCAACAAUGGCUCGGAUGAGCAAAACUGCGAUUGUGGUUCAGCCCCAGUGAUUCCCUUUAACAAGAUAGUGGGAGGAAGUGGCUCCCUUCGAGGGGAGUGGCCGUGGCAGGUCAGCCUGUGGCUGCGAAGAAAGGAACAUAAGUGUGGAGCCGUGCUAAUCUCGGACCGCUGGCUACUCUCUGCCGCCCACUGCUUUGAUAUAUACAGUGACCCCAAGCUGUGGGCAGCAUACUUGGGCACUCCAUUCCUUAAUGGGGUAGAAGGACGGGUUGAAAAGAUUUUCCGUAUCCACAAGCACCCUUUCUAUAACGUGUAUACUCUGGAUAAUGAUGUGGCUUUACUGGAACUGCCUUCUCCCCUGGCUUACACCAAUCUCAUCAAGCCAAUUUGUCUUCCGGACAGCAGUCAUAGCUUUCCAGAGGGAACAAGAUGUUUCAUCACAGGAUGGGGCUCAACCAAAGAAGGAGGUCCAAUGUCCAGGCAACUUCAGAAGGCCUCAAUCAGCAUUGUUGGGGACCAGACUUGCAAAAAAUUCUACCCUAUUCAGAUAAGUCCCAGAAUGCUCUGUGCUGGUUUUAUGCAAGGAGGGGUGGACAGUUGUUCUGGAGAUGCUGGGGGCCCUCUGGCAUGCAGGGAAACCUCGGGUCGGUGGUUUUUAGCUGGAAUAACUAGUUGGGGUUACGGCUGUGCAAGACCUUACUUCCCGGGGGUUUAUACCAGGAUAACAUCUGUCCGCAGCUGGAUUGGACAGACUUUACGAUUAUGAAGAUUCUGACUCAGGGAUGGGCAAGAUUAGAAGCCCACUCACAUUUAACAAGCAGAAGAAACUUGCUGGGUCAGGUUCAAAUCCUGGCAGUAGACAGACAGUGGAGUUAAAAAGGACAAUUAUGCUUCCCAAAUCAUUUUAUUCAUCUGCCUGCUUUAAAAGCAGAACAUUUAGAGUAUAUUUUCUAUAAAUAAAGGUGACCUGUUAUUAUGACAACAAAACAAUGUAUUUGUGUUCAACAUGUACAUGCCUGUACUAGGAU